GAAGAUAAAAAACUUCCGGUUUUGAAAAUGACGGACCUUCCAGGUCUAUUGUGCUCCUUUUUCUUUAUUUUGUUGUAUUUUGAUGAUGUAAAAUGUAGUCUGCUGUCAGUUGAAGAAUGCAGGUCAUUGGGGUUUGCACCAAGUUUGGUAUGUUCACAGUGUAAAGAGUUGGACCAGUUUAAUCUGUCUCAGUUAACAGAAUCAUGUACCAAUUGUUGCCAGAAGGAUGAAAGUGACAGUAAUACAUUAAAAGUACAUCCAUAUGCAGAACUCCAUAUCUGUGGAUGAAAAUUGGGGCGGUACCCACAAGUGCAAGCAUUUGUGAAGAGUGACCGCCCAAAUCAGUUCCCUGGCUUAACAAUCCGUUAUAUCAGAGGAGCAGAUCCCAUGAUAAAACUCCUAGAUGAGAGUAAAAAUGUUGUGGAGACCCUAGGUAUAGAAAAAUGGGAUACAGAUACUGUAGAAGCUUUUUUCAAAGAAAGAUUAAAGGAUUAAUAUGUUAGCAUGAUGUGUAUUAAGGGUUGAAUCUGUGACAGUAUGAGAGAUGGUGUGAAAAUUUGUAAUAGUUUAUGUAUAUUUUGUUAAUGUAUUGUUCAUUCCAAAUAUGUCAAAAAAUCAUUUGUAUCUUUCAGUAUCUGUUUUCAUCAGCAUUCUUGGAAAAAAAAUUUUUUACAGUACACUCAGCAUUAUUUGCAGAAAUGAAAAAGUUUUAUAAGUUUAAAAUUAUUGAAGUGAGAUUUUGUGGCAUGAAUUAAUACAACAUAUUUUUUUCUAUUCAUUUAAUCUCUAACCUACACCUUACAACUUACAGUAAAAGUAAUGAAACAAAAUCAUACCACACAUGCCAUUUUAAUCUAACCACCAGAGUUUUAAUUUCAAUUAGAGGGAAUGAAUGACCAUGACAAUGUUGAAAAACUCAACAGUUUCAGUUCACACUUUCAGUGCAAUAAUUCAAAUACAUAAAUCAAAAAAUAAAAUGGCAACAAAAUAUGCUUAUAUAGCCAUACACCUGAAUUCAGUUGAGUAUGUAUUUUAUCAGGACCAU
Mytilus californianus (California mussel) is the source of this 1045-nucleotide messenger RNA. RefSeq names its product selenoprotein F-like. Gene Ontology annotation, molecular function: oxidoreductase activity. The transcript has 4 exons. The record is from RefSeq and is a predicted model, not a curated record. Gene Ontology annotation, cellular component: endoplasmic reticulum lumen. NCBI's taxonomy places the organism in Eukaryota, Metazoa, Mollusca, Bivalvia, Mytilida, Mytilidae.